UCUCGGAGCCGGCGAAAGUAUUUUUCACGUUGAACUAGUGAGAGAUUUCAGACCGUCUCUGUGGCUGUUUUUAUCUCUUUUGGCGAGGAAACUAUGGCGUGUCCCGUGUCCGAGUACACGUCUCGACUCCAGCGACAGGAAAAAGAUAUAAAGUUGCUUCAGGAUGAAAUAGAGAGACUGAAAAAUCCUCAGGAUCUAAACUUUGCAUCUUCACACCUGGAGGAACUGAAGGAGGAGAACAUCCGUCUGAAGUACCGCCUUAACAUCCUCAAAAAAAGUUUACAGGAAGAGAUGAGCCAAAACGGCAAGACUAUGCUGAACAUCAACCAGAGCUUGCAGCAGAUCUUUGGGGAAGCCAUCAGUACCGCCUACCCUGACCUGGAGAACCCUCCGUAUGCGGUCACCCCCAACCAGCAGGCAAAGUUUGGGGAUUACCAGUGUAACAGUGCCAUGGCAAUGGCUCAGAUGAUGAAAGCUAAGGGUCAGAAGGUCAGCCCAAGAGAGAUAGCGGAGAAGAUUGUGCAGAACAUUCCUCACAACGAGUUGAUUGAGAAAACAGAAAUCGCAGGACCAGGGUUCAUUAACGUUCACAUCAAGAGGAAGUUUGUCUCUAAACUUCUCUCAAACCUGCUCGUGAAUGGCCCCCAGCCACCUCCUCUGGCGAAGAAAAAGAAGGUAGUUGUGGAUUUCUCCUCGCCUAACAUCGCCAAAGAGAUGCAUGUCGGUCAUCUGCGGUCCACCAUUAUUGGAGACAGCAUGUGUCGACUCUUUGAGUUCCUGGGUUAUGAAGUGCUAAGGUUGAACCAUGUUGGAGAUUGGGGGACACAGUUCGGGAUGCUCAUUGCUCAUUUGCAAGACAAAUUCCCGAAUUAUCUCACCGUUUCCCCACCUAUCAGCGACCUUCAGGCCUUUUACAAAGAGUCCAAGAAGAGGUUCGAUGAGGACGAGGAGUUCAAGAAGAGAGCGUAUCAGUGUGUGGUCAAACUCCAGAGCAAAGAACCAGACUUCAUCAAAGGCUGGAACCUCAUCUGUGACGUUUCCCGUAAAGAGUUUCAGAAGGUCUACGACUGCCUGGGUAUCCGCAUCGAGGAGCGAGGAGAGUCUUAUUACCAGGAGUUGAUGACAGCCGUGGUGAAGGAGUUUGAAGGAAGAGGCCUGGUGCAGAUGGACGAGGGCCGGAAGAUAGUGUUUGCUCCAGGCCAGUCCGUUCCCCUGACGAUUGUCAAAUCGGAUGGAGGUUACACUUACGAUACGUCUGAUCUGGCUGCCAUUCGGCAGCGGCUGUUCGUCGAGAAGGCUGACAUUAUCAUCUACGUGACUGACAGUGGCCAGUCAUCACACUUUCAGAUAAUCUUCGCCGCCGCUCAGAAUAUCGGAUGGUACGACCCUGAGGUCACACGGGUGGAACACGCAGGCUUCGGCGUCGUGCUCGGGGAGGACAAGAAAAAGUUUAAGACUCGUUCAGGAGACACGGUUCGACUAAUGGAUCUUCUAGAGGAGGGUCUAAAAAGGUCCAUGGACAAGCUGAAGGACAAGGAGAGAGAUAAGGUGCUGACCCCGGAAGAGCUGGUGAAGGCUCAGCGUGCCGUAGCGUUUGGUUGCAUCAAGUACGCGGACCUCUCGCACAACCGCAUCAACGAUUACGUCUUUUCUUUUGACAAGAUGCUGGACGACAGGGGCAACACUGCAGCCUAUCUCCUCUACGCCUUCACUCGCAUCAGGUCUAUAGCCAGAGUGGCUAACAUCCAGGAGGACGCCCUGCGUAAAGCAGCCGAGACCACGGAAGUCUUGCUGGAUCACGAGAAGGAAUGGAAGCUUGGUAAAUGCAUCCUACGCUUCCCCGAGAUCCUGCAGAAGAUCACAGACGACCUUCUGCUUCACACGCUAAGUGACUACCUGUACGAGCUGGCCACCACCUUCACCGAGUUCUACGACAGCUGCUACUGUGUGGAGAAAGACCGGCAGACAGGGGAAGUGGUCAAAGUCAACAUGUGGCGGAUGCUCCUCUGUGAAGCCACAGCAGCUGUGAUGGCCAAAGGCUUUGACAUUCUGGGUAUCAAUCCAGUUGAGAGGAUGUAAACCGGUCAGCAUUUUCCUCGCCUUAACAUAAGACCUUUUCCAAAACAUCAUGUCCCUAUGGAUUUUUAUGGUAAACCGAAUAAAACUCACGUGACUGCCCAUAAA
Triplophysa dalaica is the source of this 2184-nucleotide messenger RNA. RefSeq names its product arginyl-tRNA synthetase 1 (gene rars1). Bases 94 to 2079 code for a protein of 661 amino acids. Gene Ontology annotation, cellular component: cytoplasm. Lineage: Eukaryota; Metazoa; Chordata; Actinopteri; Cypriniformes; Nemacheilidae. The record is from RefSeq and is a predicted model, not a curated record. Gene Ontology annotation, molecular function: ATP binding; arginine-tRNA ligase activity. The transcript is spliced from 15 exons. Gene Ontology annotation, biological process: arginyl-tRNA aminoacylation.